Messenger RNA from Pollicipes pollicipes, 1807 nucleotides. RefSeq lists its product as uncharacterized. Gene Ontology annotation, cellular component: mitochondrion. The coding region runs from base 164 to 1807 and encodes 547 amino acids. The record is from RefSeq and is a predicted model, not a curated record. The transcript has 13 exons. NCBI's taxonomy places the organism in Eukaryota, Metazoa, Arthropoda, Thecostraca, Pollicipedomorpha, Pollicipedidae. Gene Ontology annotation, biological process: aggrephagy. Gene Ontology annotation, molecular function: phosphatidylinositol 3-kinase regulator activity.
UGAAGGGUCGGGUCUGGACAAUGCAUGGGUAAAAAGCAAACCAAAGAAAACAAGCCCGGGUAAAGCGCUCAAGAAAUACAUAGCUAAUAAAUUCAUCUACCAUCUUGACUCAGAUUAUGAUGCACCUAGCAGGCAUUGAGACUGACAGUUGGAGCGAUGAGGCAUGGUGAGGGGCUGGUGGGCACCAAGCAUGAACGGUAUUUUCAGCUGGCUUGUCCGGUCUAGGAAUAAGUCAUGCGUGCAACCUCAUCUAGAUGUUGAAGAUGAUGAGAUGUUGUACAGCAAGAACAACGUGUGCGUGCACCCGGCCGGUGGUGGUGGUGGGACGGGUGUCGGGCCGCCUCACCACACGCCCGGCUACCUGACGGUCACCGCGCAGCCGGACGCCCAGCUCGGCCACACCCUGCUGCUCAGCUGGCGACCAAACCAGCUGAUGACGCGCACUGGUGGCCGGCCCUGGUCGCGCAGCGUCUCAGAGAACGCCACACGAGACGCGCGUCUUGCCGUCCGCGGUGACGUCACACUCCUGAGCGACGCUGAUGACGUCAGACCGCCGCGGGAGUGGAGCGGGGCCUCGGCGGGCCAGUGGAAGCCGGACAGCGCUGCGGCCGUGUCCGCAGCGUCAUCGCCGGCUGGCCGGCUGGAGCUGCCCGCGGCGGAGGAGGAGGUGCGGCGCCUCUCCACCCAGUCGGCGCCGCCCUCGCCCCGCUCCGGCAUCGCCCCCGACGUGCCGGCCGUGCUCACGGCCGAUCUCGGUCGGACGCGCUCGGUGCGCGUGUUCCUGACGCCGGACGACCCCGGCUGCGGCCAGCUGGUGCUGUGCUCGCGCCAGUCGCGCUACCGCAUCCUGCACUUCCACCACGGCGGCCUGCGCCGGCUGGUGACGCUGUUCGAGCGCUGGAGCCACCUGCUGGGCGGUGGCGGCGCCGGCGACGACGGCGGCUGUCUGCUAUUCUCCGUCUGCAGUCCGCUGGUGGAGGAGGGCGAGCAGCACCCGGAGGAGGGUCUCCAGUGUGUUUCACAUGGACGACGAGGAGGGAGCGCCGGCCGCCCGCGAGGACGGCGUGAGAGCCAGGAGCGAGUGUCGGUGGCGUCUGAUGACGUCACGGAGACCAGCGAGCCCUCCAGACCCAGGGCGCCGGGGUGCCUGAUCUCUGACGUGGCGGCCGAGUCCGUGAUGUGGCUAGCUCACCGGCUGGGCCCGGCCCUCACGUCCCGCCACUUGGCGCGCAACCUGCUGCGCAUGCUGGCCGUCUGCUACUCGGACCCGGACUCGCUGAAGCCGGCCCCGGAGCGCCCCCAGGCGGUGUACAGCCGCAGCUUGGCCGGCGACGCCGGCUCGGACAAGGUCCUCCUCUGCCUCUGCAGCAUUGCAGAGUUGUAUGGCGAACAGCUUAUCCUGAACCAGUACCUACCGCACGUCACCGAGCUGUGCGGCUCCGCCCUGCGCAAGCUGACGGCGUCGGUGGAGGCGGCGCUGAUUGGCGGACUGACGCUGCUGCUGCACGUGCUGCCCUACCUGAGCGACACGCUGCUCAUGGACCUGCUGCAGGAGUCCCUGCUGGCGGGGGUGUUCCGGCCCGUGCUUCAGACGGCCACUGACCCGGAUCUGACCUUCCCGUCAGGCGCGGCCGGCCGAGCCGCCGUCUGUUAUCGCUGGCUCAGUCUGGUUGUCAUGGUUACGCACCGCAUCGGCCUGGAGAUGUCGCUGCGCCAGCUGGGUGACGUCACCAGUCAGCUGGCGGCUACGUUUGGCCGCCUUUUCAAAAGUUCCCUCUUCCUGUACGUACUACUGCCUCUUCGCUGA